Molecule: messenger RNA, 4461 nt
Organism: Penaeus indicus
Lineage: Eukaryota; Metazoa; Arthropoda; Malacostraca; Decapoda; Penaeidae
Exons: 29
Coding region: 76-3690 (1204 amino acids)
Molecular function (GO): 2 iron, 2 sulfur cluster binding; iron ion binding; oxidoreductase activity
Source: RefSeq, a predicted model, not a curated record
UUAGAGUCUACGCGAUUCUUUUCGUGAAAACGGGAUCUGGAAAGUGUAGCCAAUGAGUAAUACAGACGAUCCGAAAUGGCUGACAAAGUGACCUUUACAAUCAACGGAGAGCAGCAUGAAGUCGGGGCGGACGUCUCGGCGGACACCAGCUUGUCCACGUACCUCCACGCGCAGCACCUGCGGGGGACGCGCGUGACCUGCGGGACUGGGGGCUGCGGCGCCUGCGUGGUGCUGGUGACGAGGCUGGAUCCCGACUCAGGGGAGAGGAGGUCCUACUCGGCUCUCAGUUGCCUGAUCCCCGUGCUCGGCUGCGGCGGCUGGGAGAUCACCACAAUAGAGGGUCUUGGGAACCGAUUCGAGGGCUAUCAUGUUAUCCAAGACCGCCUUGUGGAGCACUACGGUACCCAGUGUGGCUACUGCUCCCCUGGAAUGGUUAUGAGCAUGUAUGGGAUGACUCAGGAGAAAUCCAGCUGGACGGACACCGACGUCGAAGGAAUCCUGGACGCCAAUCUCUGCCGCUGCACAGGAUACCGACCCAUCGUGGACGCCUUCAAGUCUGUCACAGUUCAGGAUAUCGAGGACGCCCACACACUCAGCUGUCCCCGAACAGGUCAGCCUUGUAAGGGUCGGUGCUCGCUGAAAUCAGCUGACACCAAGACAAGCUCCUGCUCGAAGCUAAGUGAGAAGCCGGAGUCUCGGCUCCUCCAGCUGAGAGAUGCGACCUGGCAUCAACCAGCUUCCCUUCAGGAACUUUACGACAUCCUAAGUGGCUUGCCGCAGGGAGCCCAGUACCGGUUUGUAUGCAGUGACACAGCAAAAGGCAUAUACCACAACGAGGGGCCCUACAGUACCUACAUCUCCACCACCAGCAUCCCGGAGCUCUCCCGCGUGGCAGCAUCUCCGUCUGGCUUGGUCUUCGGCGCCAAUGUCUCCAUCAGCCGCUUGAUGUCCGAAUUCUCCACCGCCUCGCAGAGUCUGUCCGGCUUCGGCUUUGCGGAGAAGAUCGUCAAGAUGUGGAAGAGAGUGGGCGGAACUGCUCUGAGGAACAUGGGCAGCUGGGCGGGCAACUUUGCAAUCAAAGUAGCGCACAAAGACUUUCCCUCUGAUGUCUUCUUGAGCCUUAUGGCAGCGGGGGCGGUAGUGAAGUCAGGCAGCCCCUACGGCGGAGACAAGGAGCACACCCUCGACCACCUUCUGGACCUGGACUUCGAGGCGGAGCGGAGGGUGAUGCUGGAGCUCAGGGUGCCGCCCCUCAGCGAGGAGGUGUCGUUCAGGGUCUUCAAAAUCGCUCCUCGCAACGCCAACGUCCACGCCUACAUGAACGCCGCCUUCAGUAUGCGGGUGGACAGCGCCAACGCCCACACGGUGAUCGGGCGCCCCUUGAUCCUGUUCGGAGGCAUCAAUGAGGACUUUCUGCAUGCUUGGGGCGCCGAAGCUGCUCUUGAGGAUAACAGCUUAGAAGACGAAGCGGUAGUGCAGGCAGCUCUGAAGGCCCUUCGCGAUGAGAUCCAUCCUGACGACCUGCCAGAAAACCCCUCGGCGAAGUACAGGAUUGAUGUUGCCCAGAGCCUGCUGUACAAGACAAUCCUCGGCAUCGUCGGAGACAUCGCUGACGCCAGUGUUGCCAGCGGAGCGUCAGACCUCGAGAGACCUCUGGCGACCGGACAGCAAACCUACGACGAGAACGCAGACCGUUGGCCCCUCUCGAAGCCCGUCACCAAAGUCGAGGGCCACAUCCAGUGCAGCGGCGAGGCGGAUUACGUAGCUGACUUGCCCCCGAUGUGCGAGGAGCUGAGCGGCUGCUUCGUCACCAGCACGCAGGCCAAUGCCAGGAUCGUCAGCAUUGACACAUCGGCAGCUCUGGCAAUCCCAGGAGUCGAGGGCUUUGUCGGGAUCGAGGACAUAACAGGGAUCAACAACAUCCAGGUUCUGCAGUGGCCUUUCCCCGAACCGCUCUUCGCCGAGGAGAGGAGCUCGUACUUCGGGCAGCCUCUGGGCCUGAUCGUUGCAAAGACCGCUGAACUCAGCAAGCAAGGAGCCGCUGCCGUCGUGGUCACGUACGACGACAUCCAGGCCCCCGUGCUGACGAUCAAGGAAGCACAGCAGUUGCCUCUUCCCUCCCCGCAAGGCGACCCGUUCGUGGAGGGCGAUGUGGAGGCCGGGUUCGCUGCCUCGACUCACGUGCUGGAGGGCGGCGUGGGUCACGACUGGCAGUAUCACUUCUACAUGGAGAACCAGGUCGGCGUCGAUGCUGAGGGAAGGCUACAGGCUGUCCAGGCCACGAUGACGAGCGACGCAGGCUACGUGAACGUGGACCCUAACAACACCGCCUCCCCCCCUGCUGUGCCGUCCUGCUACGUCUGUCCGAACUGGGAGAUAACACCUGUCACGGUGCUCACUAACACGCCCAAUAACACCUGGACGCGGACGCCUGGAACCACCGAAGCCGUUACCCUCAUGGAGACGAUCAUAGAGCACGUGGCCGUCGCUCUCAAUCUAGACCCCCUCCUCGUACGCCAGAGGAACCUCAUGCCGGAUGGGUCAUUCAGACGUGUUAGCGAGGGAGUUUUUCGCCUUCGCUGCGGCAGGGGUGGACGAGAUGCCGUCGCCAUACCCAAGGAAGUCAAGGUGGAGAAGAACAUCAUUGGCGACAUGCUUACUCAGCUGAUGUCCAGCGCCGACGUCGAGAACCGAAAGCAGAUGGUCGACACCUUCAACAAGAACCACCUCUGGAAGAAGAGGGGUAUUUCGGUGAUGACGAUGCUGUGGCCACACGUGGUCCCCCUCCUCUACCCCAUGAACUCCCUGGUGUCCAUUAACCAGAGGGAUGGCUCUGUGGCCGUGUCUCAUGGGGGCUCGGAGCUCGGACAGGGCUUGAACACGAAGGUGGUGCAGGUGGUGUCCUACGAGCUCGGAUGCCCCAUGGAGGUCGUUGCCGUGAAGCCGACGACCUCGCACACGAACGCCAACUCCCAGGUCACGAGCGGCGCCCUCGGCUCCUACACCACAGCCUACAGCGUGAGUGAGGCGUGCAAGAAGCUCCGCGCGCGACUGGACACCGUGAAGCAUUCCCUGGGCGUCGAGGACAUUUCGUGGAAGGACCUGAUCGAGGCGGCGGCCAACAAGGGCGUCGAUAUAAGCGAAAGAUAUUGCAACGGUCCAGGCGAGGUUCAAUCCUACCCCGUAUUCGGCGUUUGCUGCUCUGAGGUCGAGCUGGACGUCCUCACCGGCCAGUUCUUGGUCCUCCGCACGGAUAUCCUCCAGGACGCAGGCACGAGCAUGAGCCCCUUGGUCGACGUGGCGCAGGUGGAGGGCGGCUUCGUCAUGGGCCAGGGCCUCUUCACGUCGGAGAAGGCCAUCUACGACUCCGCCAGUGGGAAGAGGAUCACGGAUGGCACAUGGCACUACCAGGUUCCCACCGCCCACGACGUCCCAGCUGACUUCCGGGUGUCCCUUCUGUCUAACACGCCCAACCCUACCGGCGUCCUCGACUCGAAGGCCACGUCCGAGCCACCAGUGCCUCUUUCGUAUACCGUGCUGAUGGCACUACGGAAUGCGGUCGCCAGUGCCAGGGAGGACGGGGGCACCGCGGGCUGGUUCGACAUAGAGGCGCCAUUCAACGUCGAAAAGCUGCAACAGUUGUGUCUCGUAGAACCUUCCAGAAUGGUUCUUCAUCCUGGCGGUCGCUAAAUAUUUUUUUUUUUUUUAUCUUAUAUAAGGAAACAAGGCGUAUUGGAUGAUGCCUUUUCUCUCUUUGUGGGUUCUUAUUUGUGCUGGUUAUGUGGUGGUGGUGAUGAUGAUGAUGAUAAUGAUGAUUGAUAAUGAUAAUGACAAUGAUAAUUGAUAAUGAUAAUGAUGAUAAUGAUAAUGAUAAUGAUAAUGAUAAUGAUAAUGACAAUGAUAAUUGAUAAUGAUAAUGAUGAUAAUGAUAAUGAUAAUGAUAAUAAUGAUAAUGAUAAUGAUAAUGAUGAUGAUGACGAUAAUAAUGAUGACGAUGACGACGACGACGACGAUGAUGAUGAUGAUGAGGAAGAGGAGAGGGGAAGCAAGACGAAAAUGAUGAUAUGGUUGAUGAAAAGGAAGAAAAGAAAAGAAAAAAUAUAUGUAUGGAAUUAUGUUACACGAUUAAUUGAAAUAACAGCAUGUCAUACCUUGUAUUGCUGUGGUAUUCUACGCACUGCUGGAUUAUACAAUACCUCCAUGCUAUGCUGUACACUGCUCUGUUAUGAUAUAUAUCGCUUUGUUGUAUAAUGAAUGUAAAAAAUAACCACUCGCAUAUAUUUCGGGUGUUUCAAGGUAAUGGCAUUUAUGUAUUUAUUUUAUAGUAUGUAGUGUCUCAGGUUCCAUGAUUUUUUAAUGUCUUGGUGUAAGUAUUGAAUAAAAUUAUAAUCUAUAAGUGUAAUUUUGAUUAUUCUUGAAACUGUUUUUCCUUCAAGUUGACCAAAUAAAGCAAAAUAUUGA